AAUGACAGCGAGACGAAGAAGAAAAGGUGGUAUUUUGAUUUGUUAUGAGUUACGUAGUGACUUUAUUCUGUUUAAAUUAUGUUUUAAUAGUAGAAAAUAAGACGUAUACAAAUGUUUUAACGUGUUUAUUCAUAAAUCGUGGUAAGGAAAGUGCCACUAUUUAAAAUGAGCGCUGAAGAAAAUUUACCUAUGUUUGGAGAUGGAGCAUCUUCGUGUAAUUUUGCUGGUGACAAUUUAUCAUCCGAAUCCGAUCCUCCAGUGAUGAGGAUGAGAUUAAGUAAUUUAGUGAAGACGUUGCUCUCGGAUAUCCAGCGAUUAUCUACUGACAUUGACAAUAAUUCGAAAUUACAAUUUUCUUUGCUACUUUGCAUCAGAAACUGCACAGAUUCUAUUCCAACGGCAUUUAUUUCAAUAGAAAGACAAAAUUUUAAUGAAAAAAAUACAGAAUAUUCUGAAGAUUAUUUAUUAAGUAUCAGUUUUACGAAAUGGAUCGUAUCGACGCUUCUUAAAAUAUUGAGUUCUCCGGCCGUUAAAAUCCUUCAUAAUAGUUGUAUCGAAACUCUGUUCAGUAUUUUUCAUUUGGCAAAGAAGAGAGACGUCGUCGUGUUUAAACAGCUAGUCUCGCCACUCGUCAAAAUACUACGACGGUUGGUCGUUUUGGAUGGCGACUUCGAGAAUGGAUAUUGCAUUAACGAAUACGCCGUCUUGUCCGAUAAGUUGCAAAAAUUGCUUGGUUCGAAAUGUGGCGGUAAUUUGGUCGAACGAUCCGUUUGGUGCAUUACGAGUACAGAAGCGAGUAAUGUCUUUCAAGGGAAUAUAUUGAAGUUAUUACUUCAGAUAUUACUGGAUGUAAUUCAGUAUCUUCCAGACAAAAUAAACACACUUUGGAAUAUUUUAUGUCUGCAGUUAGAAUUAGGGAAUUUUGAAAAUAAAAAAUAUGCAUUUGAUAUUAUCAAAGAUUUGAUUGAUUUUUCAGAGUCAUCAAUUUCAAAAGCUUGCCUUACUAAUUUAAUUAACUGUGUGCAAGCUAUAUUUGGUUUAUAUUGUUCUGGUGAAAUGCAUAAACAUAACUGUAAUGGAUUUGAGAAAACUGUUGCAUCGGCUUCGUUAAAAAUUUUCGGAUUAAUAAAAGACGAUAAAAGUUAUAUUUUAAUAGAUAAAUUUGUACUCUAUUAUGCUCUUGAAGAAUUAAUAACUUAUCUGAUCAAGUAUGGAUUUUCUCAAAUAAAAGAAAAGUGCUUAGCAGAUGCAAUUAUUCAAAAUUUAAUAGUAAUGUUGCAAUUAACUGAAUAUAUCAAAAAUUCAGUAUCAAAACUACUAUUAGAAAAUCUUAUUUUGAAAUUAUUGGCAAGUUUUGGUGAAACAGAAGAUCCUGCAAGUGUUACGUCAUUAUUUACUUACAUAAUUAUACAGCAAAUAAAUAAUUACAAGUUUGAAAAUAAUAACAACUUAAUGAUAGAAAAUAAGUGUGUGAACAACAGUCGUAACAUGCAAAAAAUAAGUGAUCCAUCAAAACUUUUGACUAACUCUCAGUUAUGGCUUUUAAUUCAAAAUAGAAGCAAUCAUCUUGUGGAUAAAGUUAAAUCUGAUUCAAAAUUUGGCACUUUUAAAGAUGUAAAGAAAUGCAUUUGUGGUAUAGCUUCUUGUGUUGACAUAAUGUUUCAAGUAACCAGUAUAAUUUCAUAUUCAAUGGAUAUCAAAAAUAAUAAACUAUAUCAGUUAUAUAAUUAUUUACAACCAAUUUGGGAUAUGAUUUUAUUAAUAGUUUAUUCUCCUACUGAACUAUCAUCAGAUAUAUUAGAACAAUUUAUAUUUAUUUGUGAUUGUAUACUUAAUAUUCAAGAUAUCAUUCUGUUAAAAGAGCAAGACUAUAAUGUCAUAAGUAUUAUUUUAUCUAUUCCUUGGAUUGUUGAAUUGAAUAGUGAAAAUAUUUAUGAUUUAGAGUUUCAUCAGUUUUCUCCAGAAUUAAAAUCGCAUUGGAUGAAACUAGAUAUGUCGAAUCUUUGUAUAAAAACAAUUCCUGCAUUAUCUAUACUACCUCAAAAAAUUUCUCCUAAAUGGAGAAUUCAUAUUAUUCAAUAUUCAUUAAACAAAGAAAACUUAAAAUCUGCUAUCAUCAAUUCACUAGCAAGUUUUUUGUGUGUGCUUGGAAUAGAAUAUCAUGAUGUACUUUGCAAUUCUAUUUCAUUAGAAAACUCUUCACUAUCUAUGAUUUCAAAAUUGAUUGGAAAAAUAGCUUGCAUUGCUGCUUCUACUUGUUCUUUGAGGAGACUUCAGCAGUCAGAAAUGGAGUUUGAGUCUGCAAAGUUACAUUGUUUUUGUUUGAAAUGUGAUGCUAAAGAAUUGGCUGCUAAUGCUAAUUGCAGUGGUUUUUUGAAAACAUGGUUACAGAAUAUUUUUGUUCGUUGUAUAGAUUCUUCAGAUAGCAAUAUUUGCAUUAAUACUUUAAUAAGCUUUUCAUCAUUCUUUUUUCAUAUGGAAGUGGAUGAAAAACUAUUGGAAGUGAUCAUGAAACUAUUGACGUGUGAAAAUAUUGAUGUGCGAGUUUCUUUUAGUGAAAAUAUAAAAUAUUUAUUGAUGUAUCAAAAAAACAGUUUCAUUAUUAACCCUAAUUUAGCAAAAAUGUUGGUAACAAAUUUAAAGACAGCUUUAAUUGCAGCUACUUCAAAGAUUAAUCCUCAGCUUCAGUUGACUGUGCUAACUACAAUUGGAUCUAUAGGUCAAGUUGUUGAUGAUGAUGAAUUGCUAUUAGUGUCAAUUAUAAGCCUAAUGCAAGGUAUGAGAUCAGUAAUAUCAAAUGUAUCUUUAGUUGCUAGAACACAGCUACAGAAAUUAGCAGAAAUAAGAGGAGUAAAAAUGAUUGAUUUGUAUAAAAAGUUUAAAUGUCAGUUAACAUAUUCCUUAAUGGAUAUAUUACUAGAAUACGAAAACAAUGAUAGUGUAUCUAUUUUGAAUAUUCUUGAAUUUAUGAUAAGUCCUUUUAAUUUUGUAAAUGUUAAUUCGUUUUUGCAGAAUACAAUUCGUCUUAACAUUCCUUACUUGGUUAGUAAGGCAUCGUCAUCGUCGUCAAAUUUAAUUAAGAUAUUUGCAAAGCAGUUAAAUAUUCCAGUGAGACAAAUAUACGUAAAUAAUUUCAAAUAUAUAUUUUCUUACUUAGUAUGUAAUUGUUCAAAAACUGAAUUAGAAAAAGCAUUAAUAUUUUCUCAAGAUGAAACGGAUAUUGAACUUGGAAGUUUAUUGCGUUAUGACUAUCAGAGAACGCAUAAUGAACUAUUACUAUAUUUGAGUUCUCAUUAUGAGCAAGUGUUUAAUGGUUUAAUAAUGUUGGCAACUAAAGAUAAAAAUUAUAACAGUUCAAAUCCUAUUAUUCAAAAUGAAGAUUUAGCAAAAUUCUUACAACCUAGACUUCUAGGUUUUAUAGCAUAUUUUGAUUCACAACUGCUAAAUUCAUAUAUUUCGUUAAAUGAGAAGAGACUAGCUUUAGAAAGUUUUAUUUGUGUAAUGGAAUUAAUGGGACCACAGCGUAUAACACCUGUUCGCAUAAAGGUAAUGGCAACGUUACGAAUUGCAUUACGUUUCACUGAAAAUGAUUUUCCGAAAACUUGUUGUAAAGGAUGGAAAACAUUUAUCGUAAAUGUUGAAUUGUCAUCAUUAGGAACAUUAUUGAAUCAAAUUUUAGCAACUUUAUUACCAUUAUUGAAGUUAGAUCCUCAGGGUGUAUCUGAAAUAUUUCAUUUUUUAAUAGUAGAAAAUCAAAUUCAGUUAAACCAGUAUUUCUAUGACUUAUAUUUUAUUCCAGAUUUACCAGAAUUAAAUGAAGUAAAUACAGUUUUGAAAGAAUAUACAGAAAAACCUUCGAAUCAAUCAGAUUUUCAUUCAUUAAUGGCUCAUUCACUCAAAGGAGUUGAGCAUGAAAAUAUUGAAGUUCGUUUAUAUGCACUAAUUAAAGUUAAACAAUUAUUGCAAGUAAAUCAAUGCACUUUACAUGAACAUCUGAUGGGAAGAGAGACUGUAGAUCCUCUGGUAUCUAGGUUGCUCAGCAUGGUAAUGAUGAGCUGUCAGGAAACUGAUACUCGAAUUCAAUGUCUUCUUGCUGAAGUAUUUGGAGAAAUUGGCGCCAUUGAUCCUGGAAGACUUGAAACAGUAAAUACCGGAGCUAAAAAUAAUGUUCAUUUUCAUAGUAGCAUUGAAGAAGAAAAUUUUGCUUUUGAUUUAAUUCAAAAAUUAGUUCAUUCAUUUUUAGCUGCUGAAGAAAGCCGUACCCAAGAUUGUUCUUCUUAUGCUAUUCAAGAAUUAUUACAAAUAUAUCAAUGUAAUGAUAUUAGUAAUCCUCCUAGUUCUGGAAAUAAUUUAUGGAAAAGGUUUCCUAUAGAUGUUCAGGAAAUUCUUAGCCCAUUAUUGCGAUCAAAAUAUAUUCCUGGUCAAAGCAAAUCAGGUAAAAAUAUUCAGAAACCAAUCUACGGAAGUUCAUUUGGAGAUACAUUUAAGCAUUGGGUAACUAACUGGAUUGCUGAUCUUGUUGUAAAAAUUCACACUGAAACAGUUUCAAAAGUUUUCCAUUCUUGUUUAAUGAUUGUUAAAUAUGAUACUAGCUGUGCACUCUAUUUGUUACCAUAUGUUGUAAUGUAUGUUAUUAGAGAAGCUACCGAUAAUGAAAGAGAAGAAUUAUAUACCGAAGUCAUAACUGUUCUUAAACAUUGUGAACAAUUACAUCCUCAGAAAUCUAUUGAAGUUCAGUGUCAUCUCAGUGCUCAAACUGUGUUUUCUGUUUUAGAUUAUUUAAAUAGAUGGGUUCAUCAUCAACAGUCAUUAUCAGUAUUAAACACAAGGAAAAAUUGCUCAAAUAAAAAUUUGUUACCUGGUUUCUCUCAGGUAAAAGAAUUUAUUAAUCGAAUUCCACAAGAUUUACUUGCUCAAGCAUCGUUUAAAUGUAAUGCAUUUGCAAGAGCCUUGAUGUAUUUAGAACUUCAUAUUAGAUCUAAUCCAAAAGAAUUACAGAAAAUGCUAGGAUUUUUACAGAAAUUGUACUUUUCAUUAGAUGAACCAGAUGGUGUAUCAGGAAUUUCAGCAAUUAGACAGGAUGAACCAACUUUAGAAGAACAAAUUUUAGAGUAUGAAAUUGCGGGGCAAAUGCAAGAAGCUUUUGCUUGUUAUGAAAGGGCUGUACGGCUUCAUCCUGAUGAUCACUCACAUCAUUUAGGUUUAUUGCAUUGUUUAAUGAGACUUGAUCAGCCAGACACUGCAUUAAAAUAUGCUACAGGUUUAUUAGAAAAUAAAUCAGAAUGGAAAAAUGAUAUUGCUUCUUAUCAGGUAGAAGCAGCCUGGAAAUUAGCAAACUGGGAUAAUUUAAAAUCAUUUUUAGAUGUUCAUAAAUCUGUAGAUCAUUGGAAUGUUGGCAUUGGCAAAAUAUUAUUAGCUGGAAAAGAAAAAGAUAGUGAUGCAUUUUGGAAAGAAUUAAAUCAAGUUAGAAGUAAACAGAUGGGUCCUCUUUCAGCUGCUGCUAUGGAAGAUGGAGGAUAUCAAAGAGGUUAUCAAUAUCUCACAAGAUUACAUAUGCUGACUGAUCUUGAAACUGGACUUAAAGCAUUUUUAAGCCUACCAGAAAAAGAACAAAGUCUUUCUGGUAAAAUAUUAGAUGUAGAAAAGGUUUUAGAAGAAUGGAAAACUCGAAGACAGUUAACUCAAGCGUCACUUCGUUAUAAAGAGCCAAUUCUAAGUUUACAAAGAUCCUUAUUGACAAUUGCUGAAACAGAGCAUAGAGAGCUUAAUGAGAAAAUUAAUCAAGAAAAAGGUCUCUGUUGGCUUGAGAGUGCUAAAUUAGCAAGAAAAUGUGGGCAUUUACAAAGAGCAUUCAGUUGUUUAUUAGAUGCAAGUAGUUAUAAUUUGCCACAAGUAUUUUUAGAAAAAGCAAAAUGGCAUUGGAAUAAAGGAGAGCAAGAGCAGGCUAUCAAUACUCUACAGAAAGGUAUACAAGAAUAUUUUUCCGAUACAAUUGCAUUAAAAUGUGAAGAAUCAUUGAACUCAUUAGAAAUGCAGCUUACCUGUGCCAAAGCUAAGCUUAUGCUUGCUAGAUACAGUGAAGAGUCUGCUUUAGUGGAAAGUAAUUCUUUAUUACAAAUGUAUCAGGAAAUUGUCAAUAUAAAUCCAAAUUGGGAAGAUAGUUACUUUUACUUAGCCAAAUAUUUUGAUCGUGUUUUGAAUUCUAUAGAAAAAUUGGACAGGAAAAUUGAAUUGGCUGGUAAAGUAAUCAAAAAUUUUGGUUUGUCUCUACAGUUUGGAUGUAAACAUGUUUAUCAUUCAAUGCCUCGCUUAUUGUCAUUGUGGUUUGAAUUGGGCUCUCAGAUUGGUGAUAGUAAAAAGAAUAGACAUUCCAGUUCAUUUACACAAUCUGAGAUUGCAUUAUCUCACCUUACAAACAAAAUUGUUGUUACUCUUGUAGAUAAAUUACCAUUGUUUCUUUUUAUGACUGCUUUUCCACAGUUAAUCUCUAGAAUAUGUCAUCCACAUCAAGGAAUUGUUAAUCAACUGCAACGAAUCAUUUCAAAAUUACUUGUUGCUUAUCCACAACAAUCAAUGUGGAUGAUGAUUGCCGUUUCAAAAUCAUCAUAUCCAAUGAGGGUUCAGAGGUGCCGGGAAAUAUUUAGUCUGGCAAAGAAGAUUCAACCAGAUUUAACAAAAUUUAUAUCUGAUAGUAUUUCUCUCACUGAAAAGUUAGUAGAAUUAUGCAAUAAAUCAGUUAAUGAUACUUCGCUUAGUAUAAAAAGUAAUUUAAGUACAUUGCCACGCCUUUUGAGUGAUGGAUCAUUUAGUAAAAUUAUGUUACCAUUACAAUCAUUGAUGACAAUAACAUUACCAACUACAGAUUUCAGUUUGCAGACAGAUUAUAAUCCUUUUCCCAAAUCUCCAGUUUACAUUGUUGAAUUUUUAGAUAAAGUUGAAAUUUUGACUUCAUUGCAAAAACCCAAAAAAGUUACUAUUCGUGGAAGUGAUGGAAAAUUAUAUGUGAUGAUGUGUAAACCAAAAGAUGAUUUAAGGAAAGAUUGUAGACUGAUGGAAUUUAAUAAUCUAGUCAACAGAUUUUUAAAGAAAGAUGCUGAAUCAAGAAAACGACAGCUAUAUAUUAGAACUUAUACUGUUGUUCCUUUAAAUGAAGAGUGUGGACUUAUCGAAUGGAUUCCAAAUUUAUCUGGUCUUAGACGGAUUCUUAAUAAUAUUUAUAAAGAACAUAAGUUAUUUACUACCUCAGAUGAAAUACGUAAAUGGAUGCCACAACUAAGUAUGACAUUAGAACAAAAGCUUAGCAUUUUCAAGACAAAAUUUUUACCACAUUACCCUCCAAUGUUUGCACAUUGGUUUUUGAAAACAUUUCCCGAUCCCACGGCGUGGUAUAUGGCUCGUCUUUCGUAUGCUCGAACAACAGCCGUCAUGAGCACCGUCGGUUAUAUUCUCGGACUCGGUGAUAGACACGGCGAAAAUAUUUUAUUCGACUCUAGUUGUGGUGAUACCGUUCAUGUAGAUUUUAAUUGUCUCUUUAAUAAAGGAGAGACAUUUGAUUGGCCCGAGAAAGUUCCAUUUCGCCUCACACACAAUAUGAUAGAUGCCAUGGGACCAACAGGAUACGAAGGUAUUUAUCGUAAAGCAUGCGAAGUGACAAUGAGACUUAUGAGGACACAAACCGAUUCUCUCAUGAGUGUUUUAAAACCAUUUAUUCACGAUCCACUUGUAGAAUGGAGUAAACCAAUGGUGGGCUCAUCUAAACCCGAAACUGGUGAAAUUCAUGUACAGAAUAUUGAACAGAGAUUAAAAGGUAUUGUAAAAAGUAAAAACAAACCACAAUUACUUCCUUUGUCUGUUGAAGGACAGGUCAAUUACCUAAUUAUGGAAGCAACUGAUGAAAGAAAUUUGUGUCAAAUGUAUGUAGGAUGGGCUGCUUACAUGUAAAUAUCAAUAAUAGUACAAAUUUGAUGUGUUAUAUGUUUAUUUUAUUACAAAUUUAUUUUUGAAGUAUAAUUUUUUGAAUGUAAAAGAGUCUUAUGCUCUAUAUUUCAAAGUUCAAUUGUAAAAAUAUGAAGGAAAAGAUUAUUUUUAAAACCUGCUUAAUACAACAAG
Messenger RNA from Centruroides sculpturatus (bark scorpion), 8109 nucleotides. RefSeq names its product serine/threonine-protein kinase ATR-like (gene mei-41). Gene Ontology annotation, cellular component: nucleus. Bases 166 to 7941 code for a protein of 2591 amino acids. The record is from RefSeq and is a predicted model, not a curated record. Gene Ontology annotation, biological process: DNA damage checkpoint signaling; protein phosphorylation; telomere maintenance. The transcript has a single exon. Gene Ontology annotation, molecular function: protein binding; protein serine/threonine kinase activity. NCBI's taxonomy places the organism in Eukaryota, Metazoa, Arthropoda, Arachnida, Scorpiones, Buthidae.